UUCAGCAGUCUCUGCUAGCUCAUUUUUAUCAUGCCAUCAUCUUUAUUCAGUGUCUUAUAUCUUCAGAAGAACUGACUAUUUCAAAUGCGCCGGCGAUGCCCUUGUGAAGAUGGGCGACUGGAACUUCCUGGGAGGAAUUCUGGAGGAGGUUCACAUCCACUCCACCAUGGUGGGAAAGAUCUGGCUCACCAUCCUCUUCAUUUUCCGAAUGCUUGUGCUGGGUGUCGCGGCUGAGGACGUGUGGAACGACGAGCAGUCCAACUUCAUCUGUAACACGGAGCAGCCUGGCUGUCACAAUGUGUGCUACGACCAUGCGUUCCCCAUCUCCCUGAUCCGCUACUGGGUGCUGCAGGUGAUUUUCGUCUCCUCCCCCUCACUGGUCUACAUGGGUCAUGCCAUCUACCAGCUGCGAGUUCUGGAGAAGGAGCGUCACUGCAAGAGAGUGGCUCUGAGGAGAGAGCUGGAGACGCUGGAUGCAGAGCUGGUGGAAUCUCGGCGGCGCAUCGAGAGGGAACUGCGGCAGCUGGAACAGGGUAAACUCAACAAGGCUCCGCUCAGGGGCUCAUUGCUGCGCACUUACGUGGUGCACAUCGUCACCCGCUCGGUGGUGGAGGUGGGCUUCAUGAUGGGACAAUACCUGCUGUACGGUCACCACCUGGAGCCGCUGUACAAGUGCGACAGAGAGCCGUGCCCUAAUGUGGUGGACUGCUUCAUCUCUCGACCCACCGAGAAGAGCGUGUUCAUGGUGUUCAUGCAGGGCAUCGCGGCCGUGUCGCUUUUCCUCAGCCUGCUGGAGAUCCUGCAUCUGGCAUAUAAGAAAUUGAAGAAGGGAAUUAUGGACUACUAUCCUCACCUGAAAGAUGACCUGGGCGAUUAUUAUGGUACCAAGUCCAAGAAGAACUCAGUGGUGCAUCAGGUGUGUCUGAGUCAAGGAUGCAAAGCCACCAUCCCCACCGUACCCGGUGGCUUUGGGUCGCUCCUGGAGAAACAGGGCAACGGACCAACGUACCCGCCGCUCAUCAACACCUUAUCUGCGUUCGUUCCAAUCCAGAGUCACUCUGGACCAUCGGGUCUGGACAUUCCGAGGGAGAAAAAGUACAUCGCCCCAAGUCCUCUGGAACACAACAGCAAUUCCAACAACACCGGCAACGACAUACACUCUCCUCUUGUGCACAGACGGGACGGUCCGGAAUGCUUCCCGUCUGUCUCGCUGGAGUCCGACCGCUCAGACUUCCCCACCCUCCCCAUAACGGACAUGUCCUUGUGCCCGGCAGUGCUGCGGAAGCCCCGGCGAGUGAGCCCUCCCUGGAACUGUAGCACGGUUAUGGAGGGAAACGAUUCGGACAACAGCAGAGACUCCAACAGCGAAGCGGUAAACCAGGGCAUGAGAACUUGCUGCGGCAGGGCCAUCUCUAAGAGCGAUCUGAUGAGAGGCAGCAGAACGAACACGCCUGACUCUGUGACCGAAUUGAGCUCUGGUUCUCGCCAUCACAGUUCUGUAGAAAGUCCCUCGUUCUCACCAAACCGACGAACAUCAUUUGCUAGCAACAACAGCGGCAGAAGAGCGGCCACUGACUUGCAGAUCUGAGCUGUUAGUUUCCAUGUCUUAUAAAGCUUUCUGUCAUCUUCAUUAAGGGACUGAUUGACUGUAGAAUGACUCAUGUCUGUCGCUCAAGUGAAAGAGUUUGUCUUGUCUAGGUUGUUAUAUACUACACAUGAUAUUCUAGUAAUGUUUUUCUAAAAAGAGGAAUGAUUUCUUUGCUCUUUAUUUUCUAAAUGUCAAGAUGUUUUUGGCUGAAACCAUUUAUAACUGACAGACAUAUCUUAAUGUGUAUUUUUUAUAUUGAGGACUUUGUCAUUGUCAUGUUAUCUGUAGAAUUGAAAUCAUUCCUUUGAUGUGAUAUUAGAAUAUAGAUUCUACAUUCUACAACAUCUACAAUCCAGAAUCUCCAGCUUCAUUUACACAAUGUUAAAAAUGAAAAGUUUUUUCAGUCACUGACUGUCUCUCUGAUUUAUCAGUUUAAACAAGUACAUACUGGGCACAGUUUGAGUAUUUAACAAACUGGGUUAUUGUUUCCAUGUGAUUAAACCUGUGGUCACCAGAUUAGUGGACCAUGGUCCAAGUCAGGACCCUGGAUUGGUUCCAUCUAGCUGUAAAUAAUUUCUCAGAAAUUAAUAAGAAUCAUGAAUAGUUUUUUCUCCACAUUUAAUAGUUCAGCUGACUCGCACUGCAAAGUGCGAGUCAGGAGGUGUUUACUUUUAAUGUGGCACUCGUAUCCAGUGUAGUCUGUAACCAUGUCCACACUAAUCAGUUUUAUUGUAAUAUGUAAUAUUGUUUUCAAACAUUCCAUUUUGGUUUGGGGAAAAUGCUAUUCUAGUGUAAAUGAGGUGUAAAUGUUUUAAAUGUGUUUUCAAAUGAAACUAUUUUAGUGUGGAUGUGGUCUGUGCAACUGUAUUUUGUUAACGGUUGCCAAACAAUGUCACAACUUACAGCAUUAACAUAGAAUUCAACUCUUUCACAUGUGCAUAUGUCAGCUAUUUUACAAUGGCUUCAACCGUGGCUCACUGGCUUUGUUUUAAUCUUUUUACUCAAAAUGAAAUUAUUCCAGAAUUAUCAUCGAUUUGUUAUUAAUCUUCUUAUAUUUUGGUUUGCGCCCAUCAUGUAACCAAUAAAAAGAGAAAGUGAUCAAAUGAGACCUUAACAGUUACAGUUUUUUCCCUCGUGACCUCAUAAUCUGAAAGGGCGCCUGAGGCAGAAAUCACCCAAAUGUAAGUACAUUUGUGACAUUGAUCAUAUGAACUCUUUGUACUGGCAGUCAGAUUAAAACUUCAAUUCUCAAAUCAUGCUGGAUAACAUCAUCAUCAGGUUUUGUUCAUGUGCAAGCUGUCAUUACAGCAAACGAGAGACAUACCAAAUAAGACAUUGUGGAAAGUUAGAAAAUGGCAAGUAAAAUGUUCAACCUCAAAUCAAAUGAUUAUGCUGAUAAUAUAAUUUUGCAGUGCAACAUAUCAGUACUUAAGGGCAAACUAAAAUAAUUUUUCACUGCUGAACCAAGACUUAAGUGAGCAGUACACUGCAAUAAUUCCUUACAUUUAUAUAGUGCUUUUCUAGGCACUCAAAGCAUUUUAGUGUUAGGGAACUCUCCUCAACCACCACCAGUGCACAACAUCCAUCUGGAUGAUGUGAUCCCAGCCAUAAUGCGCCAGAAAGCCCAUCACACACUAGCUAUUGGUGGAGACAGGACAGUGAUGUAGCCAA
Myxocyprinus asiaticus (Chinese sucker) is the source of this 3259-nucleotide messenger RNA. It is a transcript of the gene gja9b, whose product is annotated as gap junction protein alpha 9b. Gene Ontology annotation, cellular component: connexin complex. Gene Ontology annotation, biological process: cell communication. Lineage: Eukaryota; Metazoa; Chordata; Actinopteri; Cypriniformes; Catostomidae. The coding region runs from base 110 to 1588 and encodes 492 amino acids. The record is from RefSeq and is a predicted model, not a curated record. The transcript is spliced from 2 exons.